This is a messenger RNA of Schistocerca cancellata (South American locust), 2262 nucleotides long. Its product is annotated as protein starmaker-like. The record is from RefSeq and is a predicted model, not a curated record. Bases 1 to 2262 code for a protein of 753 amino acids. The transcript is spliced from 3 exons. Lineage: Eukaryota; Metazoa; Arthropoda; Insecta; Orthoptera; Acrididae.
AUGGUGAUGGCAGUGAAGAGGAUGGUGAUGAUGAAGAAGAAGAAAAUGGUAAAGAAGAAGACGACGAAGAAGAAUAAGACGACGACGAAGAAGGAGGUGACGACGACGAAGAAGAAGACGACGACGAAGAAGGAGGUGACGACGACGAAGAAGAAGACGACGACGACGACGACGACGACGACGAAGAAGACGACGACGACGAAGAAGACGACGACGAAGAAGACGACGACGACGACGACGACGACGAAGAAGAAGAAGAAGAUGACGACGACGACGACGACGACGACGACGACGACGAAGAAGAAGAAGAAGACAACGACGACGACGAAGAAGAAGAUGACGACGACGACGACGACGACGACGAAGAAUAAGAAGAAGAAGAAGAUGACGACGACGACGACGACGGCGGCGGCGGCGGCGACGAAGAAGAAGAAGAAGAAGAAGAAGAAGACGACGACGACGACUACGAAGAUGACGACGACGACGACGACGACGACGACGACGAAGAUGACGACGACGACGACGAAGAUGACGACGACGACGACGAAGAUGACGACGACGACGAAGAAGAAGACGACGACGACGACGAAGAAGACGACGACGACGACGAAGAAGACGACGACGACGACGAAGAAGACGACGACGACGAAGAAGAAGACGACGACGACGACGAAGAUGACGACGACGACGACGAAGAUGACGACGACGACGAAGAAGAAGACGACGACGACGACGACGAAGACGACGACGACGACGAAGAUGACGACGACGACGAAGAAGAUGACGACGACGACGAAGAAGAUGACGACGACGACGAAGAAGAUGACGACGACGACGAAGAAGAUGACGACGACGACGAAGAAGAUGACGACGACGACGACGACGACGACGACGAAGAAGAAGAAAGAAGAAGAAGAUGACGACGACGACGGCGGCGGCGGCGGCGUAGAAGAAGAAGAAGAAGAAGAAGAAGACGACGACGACGACUACGAAGAUGACGACGACGACGACGACGACGACGACGAAGAUGACGACGACGACGACGAAGAUGACGACGACGACGACGAAGAUGACGACGACGACGACGAAGAUGACGACGACGACGACGAAGAAGACGACGACGACGAAGAAGAAGACGACGACGACGACGAAGAAGACGACGACGACGACGAAGAAGACGACGACGACGACGAAGAUGACGACGACGACGACGAAGAUGACGACGACGACGACGAAGAUGACGACGACGACGAAGAAGAAGACGACGACGACGACGAAGAAGACGACGACGACGACGAAGAUGACGACGACGAAGAAGAUGACGACGACGACGAAGAAGAUGACGACGACGACGAAGAAGAUGACGACGACGACGACGAAGAUGACGACGAUGACGAAGAAGAUGACGACGACGACGAAGAAGAUGACGACGACGAAGAAGAAGAUGACGACGACGAAGAAGAAGAUGACGACGACGACGAAGAAGAUGACGACGACGACGAAGAAGAUGACGACGACGACGAAGAAGAUGACGACGACGACGAAGAAGAUGACGACGACGACGAAGAAGAUGACGACGACGACGAAGAAGAUGACGACGACGAAGAAGAUGACGACGACGACGAAGAAGAUGACGACGACGACGAAGAAGAUGACGACGACGACGACGGAGAUAACGACGACGACGAAGAAGAUGACGACGACGACGAAGAAGAUGACGACGACGACGAAGAAGAUGACGACAACGACGAAGAAGAUGACGACGACGACGAAGAAGAUGACGACGACGACGACGGAGAUAACGACGACGACGAAGAAGAUGACGACGACGACGAAGACGAAGAUGAUGAUGAAGAUGAAGAUUAUGCAGAUGAUGAAGAAAAUGAAGUAGAUGAUGAAGAAAAUGAAGUAGAUGAUGAAGAAAAUGAAGUAGAUGACGAAGAAAAUGAAGUAGAUGACGAAGAAAAUGAAGUAGAUGACGAAGAAAAUGAAGUAAAUGACGAAGAAAAUGAAGUAGAUGAUGAAGAAAAUGAAGUAGAUGAUGAAGAAAAUGAAGUAGAUUAUGAAGAAAAUGAAGUAGAUGAUGAAGAAAAUGAAGUAGAUGAAGUAGAUGAUGAAGAUGUAGAUGAAGUAGAUGAGGAAGAUGAAGAUGAUGAUGAAGAUGAUGAUGUCUGCUUUUUUGAUAAGAGAGACAGCCGUUCUUCCAGUGCAGUAUAUGCCAGUGGAUUAGCAAGCAAGGAAAAUUAUUCUGGCCUGCUUUAA